AUGAGAUCCAAGUUUAAGGACGAGCACCCCUUCGAGAAGAGAAAGGCCGAGGCUGAGCGUAUCCGCCAAAAGUACUCCGACCGUAUUCCAGUCAUCUGCGAGAAGGUCGAGAAGUCAGAUAUCGCGACGAUCGACAAGAAGAAGUACCUCGUUCCCGCCGACCUCACAGUCGGUCAGUUCGUCUACGUAAUCCGCAAGCGCAUCAAGCUCUCCCCCGAGAAGGCCAUCUUCAUCUUCGUCGAUGAGGUCCUGCCACCUACCGCCGCGCUCAUGAGCAGCAUCUACGAGGAGCACAAGGACGAGGACGGUUUCCUGUACAUCUCAUACUCGGGCGAGAAUACCUUCGGCGAGUUUGCUUCCGCUUAA
Cadophora gregata is the source of this 366-nucleotide messenger RNA. RefSeq names its product ubiquitin-like protein atg8 (gene ATG8). Gene Ontology annotation, cellular component: fungal-type vacuole membrane; cytosol; autophagosome. Gene Ontology annotation, molecular function: phosphatidylethanolamine binding. The transcript has 3 exons. Gene Ontology annotation, biological process: cellular response to nitrogen starvation; macroautophagy. Bases 1 to 366 code for a protein of 121 amino acids. The record is from RefSeq and is a predicted model, not a curated record. NCBI's taxonomy places the organism in Eukaryota, Fungi, Ascomycota, Leotiomycetes, Helotiales, Ploettnerulaceae.